Messenger RNA from Aspergillus caelatus, 219 nucleotides. RefSeq lists its product as uncharacterized. The coding region runs from base 1 to 219 and encodes 72 amino acids. Lineage: Eukaryota; Fungi; Ascomycota; Eurotiomycetes; Eurotiales; Aspergillaceae. The transcript has 2 exons. The record is from RefSeq and is a predicted model, not a curated record.
AUGGCCAGUUUCAUCAAAGAGCGCGACUUCGGUCCAGUUCCCAUCUUCGCAGAUGCUCUUGGCGAAUUCUAUCUCAACGAACUUACUGCGAUUGAAGAACAGUACCACAAGCUCCCCGAUGUAGUUCUGCUGGAUGCUAAGUUCAAAACGAGCUCCCUAUGGCUGUCAGUGGCCCUAUGCUAUUCAAAUGAUCGAAUACUGAUAACGUUCUGGGACUAG